AAUGUGUGGUAAAGUUCUAACACAAGUGGGAAAUAAAAUUCCCUGUUAAUGCCUGUUGAUUCGCUCUAUGCAAGUUUGGUGCAUAAUGUAGUCGUAAUUACGCAACAAGGUGAUAGAGAUCGGAAAAAUUCUUUGACCGUUUGCAUGCGAAGGACUUUUAUUGAUUCUUGAAAAACCCAACCUAAGUAAGUUUUCUGGGUGAACAAGUGGCGGUGUAUCUUGUACAGUCAUAUUCGAUAUAUUUGGACAGACUUAUUGGAUUAGUAGUAGGUUACAUGUCACUUGGUAGACUGACACAUUUGUUCAGAAUGCUUCAUCGAAAAUGUAGAAGCCAUUACUAUUAUCCAAGAACGAAUAAUACUAAAUCGCGUGUUCAGGUACCCGAUGAAAAAGUGCCAUGGGAUACAAAAUGGGAAGAGUAUAAUCCACUAACAUACACAGCGUCACAUAUUGUUGGACAACCUUGGGCAGAUCCUGACAUAACUGACAGUAAUUUUCACCCACAAUGGAAUAAAAUGGAUGGCAAUAUAAACCGGGAAAGCUACAUGGGAGUUUAUCAGAUUGUAGACUCAUACCCAUUAAAUCCAUUAGGACGUACAGGUCUAAGGGGUAGAGGUGUGUUGGGAAGGUGGGGUCCAAAUCAUGCAGCUGACCCUGUUGUAACAAGAUGGAGGCGAGACAAAUCAGAUAAUGUUGAAAUUCAUCAAAAUACAAAUAAACCAAUUCUUCAAUUUGUUGCCAUUCAAAGAAGAGAUACUGGAGAGUGGGCAAUACCUGGUGGAAUGGUUGAUCCUGGUGAAAUGGUUACAUCAACUUUGAAAAGAGAAUUCAUGGAAGAAGCGUUGAAUGUGUUGGAAAGUGACUAUGCUGAAAGAGAAAAGUGUAAAGCCACAAUAGGUAAAUUUUUUGAAGAAGGAGAAAAUCUGUACCGUGGUUAUGUUGAUGAUCCUCGGAAUACUGAUAAUGCGUGGAUCGAAACUGUUGCAGUGAAUUUUCAUGAUGAUAGUGGAACUUCUGUUGGUGCAUUCCCCUUAUGUGCUGGUGAUGAUGCAGUAAAUGUUCGUUGGGUGGAUAUCGGCUGUGAUCUGUCACUAUAUGCCAGUCAUAUUGAUAUCAUAGAAAAAGUUGUUGCAAGGCAUAUUGCACAUUGGUAAUUUUCAUGUUAACAUACUGUGAUAUAUAACAUUUGUAAUAUGCAUACUGCAGAUGGGCAGAGGAUUUUUCUUUUAGUUUCUAUGUCCAGACUGGCUCUGGGGCCAGCUCUGCUUCACAUCCAGUGGGUACUGAGGGGUCUUCCCCUGGGGUAAAGUGCAGCAGGGAUGUGAUGCUGACCACCUAAUACCUUGUAGUGGGACAGCUUCACUUUUCUUAUAAGCAAUUAUGACCUCAGACAGGUUUAAGGAAAAUAUAUUUGUAACUUGAUUUAUCUUUUAUGACUACAUUUUUCAGAUGUACUACAACACAUUCUUUAUAAGGGUUAUUAUAAGUCAUUUCCUAUAUUAAGAGACAAAAUUUAAUUUUACCAGAUUUUCCUGUACUUUUUUGUGUGUGUGUGUGUGUGUUCUGUCUGACGACAGGUCCAUAUGAACAGGAUCCUUCCAUCCUUUUCUCGGACUGGGACCUGUUCAUAUACGUUCUUGGCAGAUGAUCCAGAAGUGGUUUGCCAUUGCCUUCUUCUGUGAAUAGCUUGAAGUGACUGAACAUAUUCAGAUGGGAUUUCCUGGAAGGUUUACUAUUAACUGUACCAAUUAUUCUAAGGCCUUGAGAUGGUUCUCAAAUCUUCGUCAGAUUCAUGAAGGUCUGGUUAUGAAUUGUCAUGGUCCAGUUUCUGGUUGAUUAUAAUAGCACCUGAAUGAAUACUGGCAUCUGUAUAAUAAAUUCUGAAUAAAUGCAGUAGAAGCUAACUGAA
Messenger RNA from Zootermopsis nevadensis, 1909 nucleotides. Its product is annotated as ADP-ribose pyrophosphatase. Gene Ontology annotation, molecular function: ADP-ribose diphosphatase activity. The record is from RefSeq and is a predicted model, not a curated record. NCBI's taxonomy places the organism in Eukaryota, Metazoa, Arthropoda, Insecta, Blattodea, Termopsidae.